AUGGCACUUCGAAGAAACAAGGCUCUUAAUCAAGUCCUCAAUGCGCUACAUCCUUGUGUCAAAACUACCAAUAAUAGAACAAUUAAAUCCGUCCUCAUUGCAAAUAGGGGAGAGAUCGCUCUCAGGGUUGGGCGAACUGCUUCUCGCCUUGGAAUUCGUUGCUCCACGGUAUAUACGGAUCUCGAUGCAAAAUCUCAACAUGCCCUGUCUAGUCCCUUUGCUGCCAACUUGGGGAGUCCUUCAGGCUACCUCGAUGGAGAAAAGAUUAUAGCAAUAGCAAAACAACAGAACUGUGAUGCACUUCAUCCUGGCUAUGGCUUCUUAAGUGAAAAUGCAGAUUUUGCCCGAAGGUGCAUGGAAGAGGGCCUAUUAUUCAUUGGACCCUCUUGGAAAGCGAUACAGUCAAUGGGAAACAAAUCGCAGAGCAAAAUUAUCAUGACUGAAGCGAAUGUCCCCUGUAUACCUGGUUAUCAUGGAGCAAAUCAAACACCCAAAGUCCUUCUUGAAGAGGCAGUUAAAAUUGGAUUUCCCGUCAUGAUCAAGGCAGUGAAGGGCGGCGGUGGAAAAGGAAUGAGAAUUGCUGAGAACAAGGCCGAGUUUCUUGACAAACUUGAGAGUGCCAAGAGAGAAGGGAUAAGCUCCUUCGGUGAUGAUGUAAUGCUCAUCGAGAAAUUUAUAGCAAAUCCACGACAUAUCGAAGUUCAGAUAUUUGGGGAUAGCCAUGGAAAUGUAGUUACUAUGGGUGAACGAGAUUGUAGCUUGCAAAGACGGCACCAAAAAAUUAUUGAAGAAUCACCUGCCCCCAAUCUCCCAAAACAUGUAAGGCAGGGGCUGUGGCAAAAGGCACAUGCUGCUGCUUUGGCAGUAGCCUAUGAAGGAGCUGGUACAGUAGAGUGUAUUGCAGUGAUAGUUAUCUACGAUAAUGAUUCCCAAAAUUUUUUCUUCAUGGAGAUGAACACUAGAUUACAGGUCGAACAUCCAGUUACUGAAGCACUAACAGGUGAAGAUCUCGUCCAUUGGCAGUUUGAAGUGGCCGCUGGUCAACCCUUACCGCUUAGUCAAGAUGAGAUUAACCAAAGAAUAAUGAGCCGUGGUUGGGCUUUAGAAGCCCGAAUAUAUGCUGAAGAUCCCAUGCGAAACUUUAUGCCUGCUUCUGGAAAACUCACAUACUUGAAGGUGCCCAAAUUGUCUGAUAGUGUACGAGUUGAUGCUGGAUUUAUUCAAGGUGACACUAUCACCCCUGAUUAUGACGGAAUGAUAGCGAAACUUAUCGUCACUGGCUUAGAUCGGGGUAUGGCCAUACGAAAGUUACACACUGCCUUACAAGAGUAUGAAGUAGUCGGAGUACAGACAAAUAUUGAGUUUCUCAAAAAUGUCUGCAAGAGUAACGAUUUUUUACAAGGAAUUUUUGACACAGGUUAUAUACAAAAACAUCAUCAAGAACUUUUCGCAUCAGAGGACCAUGUCCCGGAAAUUUUUGCCCAAGCUGCACUUGGACUAAUGAUAAAAUCCCCUUUAGGUAACGAGGGUCUACCAGGCGGGUCUACCAUUGGAUUUUGCGGGGCUAUUCAACGCCAGUUUAAGUUCAGUUCGCUUUCGGACAUAGAUGAAACUGUCAGCGUUUUUGUCACACCCUCUGCUCGUCAUUGUUUUAGGGUUGAAGUUAUUUUCAAAAAUUCAGUGAAGCUUUUCGAAAAUGUCACGUGCGAGCCUGGAAAAUUAUCGACCCUAACUUCAUUCUUUACGCAUACACGUAUUGAUAGUACAGUAAUCCAAGACAAAGAUGUUGUUCAUGUAUAUCAACAUGGCAAACAAAAUCGUAUAGAAAUUAUUCCACCAGUUUGGGUAAAUAAAGUAAUGGGCUUCGAAGAUUUGCUCAAUAAUGUGUUUGCUCCAAUACCAUGUAAAAUUUUACGAGUCGAAGUUAAGGAGGGAGAUCUGGUCGAAAAAAACCAACCAUUGGUUGUGUAA
This is a messenger RNA of Blumeria graminis f. sp. triticale, 1971 nucleotides long. NCBI's taxonomy places the organism in Eukaryota, Fungi, Ascomycota, Leotiomycetes, Helotiales, Erysiphaceae. The record is from the annotation of a GenBank genome assembly.